UUUUCUUCAUCAGUUGUUCACUCCGCAGCCUCCUGCCUGAAGACGAAAUAUAUCAGAAGCAUUCUCCUUUGAUCGGUUUUCCUUUCAUAGUUUUCUGUUUUGUUUAGUUGUCUACUUGGAAGAAGAAGAAGGUUGAGUAAGAUGGUGAAGGACAAAUUAAAGAAACAUGUUCUAACUGCUUUCACUCCUAAUGAGGAUUCUGUGGCUAUUCUGUCUGCCAACGAGGUGGCCAAGAUUUGGAACACAAACACUGGACAUUUGUUAGCAGAGUGGAAGCCAUCAAAGGGAGAUCAUGAUAUUCAUUAUUCUUGUAUUGCAUGUAGUUUCAUUGGGGAAAAGCAUAGAAAAGAACAGGGAACAUGCUUAUUAGCUCUCAGCACAAUCGAUGGAAGCGUUAUAGCUGUUGAUGUUUCCACUGGUGAGCGAAAGUUGACUACCAGCCAUCCUGGGGGGAUUUGUGGACUCUCAUUUGCAAACAAAGGACGUCUUCUUCGCAUUGUUGGACAUAAUGGAGUGGCGUACGAGGUUAAUACUGAAACAGGAGAGGUUUUAAAGGAAUUUAAAAUCUCAAAAAAGUCUAUUACUUCUCUGGCUUUCUCAAAUGAUGAAAAAUAUUUAGCUAUUGUCAGCUCUAGACUGCGGAUUAUAAGCUGGGAAAUUGGGAAGGAGAUUCUGAAGUUCCCUAAUGAUUUGCAGGGAAAUGUACAGCUCAUUUCUAUAUCGAGUGAUGCCAAAAAUUUAGUUACAUCAGAUUUUGAGGGUAAACAUCUUCAAGUUUGGAAGUGUGAUUUAAAUUCAGGAAAUGUGGGUAGAGGUCCUACACUUCCCAUAAGGCAUCCUCCAUUAAUUUUAGACUGCCACAGUGGUUGCAAUAAAGAAGAUGUAGUUGUUUUGGCAGUUACUGGUAGAGGUUCUGCCUAUACAUGGAAUUUGAAUGCUUCCUCCGAAGAUCAGAUACAGCCAACUAAAUUGACCACGAAGACCAAAAUAGUUGAAACGGAGAAGGAAAAUGGUGUAAGUUCAAAGAAAAGGCAUGCUUCGAUUAUUGCAUCCAGAUUACAACCUGUAGAGGAAGAUAAACAGAUUAAAGCUCUUGUGACUUAUGGAUCUGUAGAUCAUCCACAGUUUAGUGUCUUAAAUAUUAGCAAUUCAGGCGAGAAUAUAGUAUUAUAUGUUGGAGAUGAGACUGAUUCUGUUCAGCAGCAUGACAGUCCUUCUGGCAAAGCAAUACCAAUGGAAAGCAAGAAAGCUAAGAAAAGACAAGCAACAUCUGAUCCUGAUCCACCAACCUCAACUGACGAGGUGGAUUUAGUAUUUAAUGUAGAUCAACAUGAGGCUGCAGAAGGAGUCCUUCUUGAUGACGAUUUGAAUGAGCCAACAAUGGGAGAGAAACUUGCUAGUCUAAGUUUACUGGAUGAGAACAAAUCAAGGAGUGAAAUAGAGCAAGAAUCUUCUGUCCCAGCAAAGCCUCCAAGUGCAGACUCUGUACAUGUUUUGCUUAAGCAAGCAUUAAAUGCUGAUGAUCGCACCCUUCUGCUAGAUUGCUUGUAUACACAAGAUGAGAAGGUUAUUAGAAAGUCAAUUGCACAGUUGAACACAUCCAACGUCCUCAAACUUCUAUACUCUCUCAUAUCUAUUAUUGAAUCUAGGGGUUCAAUUUUGGCAUGUGCUCUUCCAUGGUUGAAGUGUCUACUUCUACAGCAUGCGAGCGGAAUAAUGUCCCAGGAAUCUUCAUUAAAAGCUUUGAACUCUUUGUAUCAACUGAUUGAGUCUAGAGUCUCCACUUUUAAAUCUGCCAUCCAACUCUCAAGUUGUUUAGACACGCUUCACAUAGGGGCUAUUGACGAGGAGGAAGAUGAAGGUGAAAUGGUGCCAGUUAUCUAUGAGGAUAAGGAUAGUAGUGAUGAAGAAUCUGAUGAUACCAUGGAAACUGACCCAGAUGAACAACCAGAAGAACAAUUUCAUGCUGCCAGAUACAUUGAUGCAAGUGAUGAUGAUAUGUCAGAUUGAUAAGGUCUAUUUGUUCUUUUCAAAAUGUCAUAACGCGAUUGGCAAUGAUGCAUGUGGUUGAGUUGGCAGUGUCUUUAAUGUAUUCGUUACAAUAUCUUGGAAGCUCCAUAUUGAUAUAACUAGCACUUUCACAGUUUUGAAGUUUUGAUACUAUAUUGUACUACAAAACACUCAAGUAUUACGAUGUGUUUAGUCUUUCACUUAUUGACUACCACUUUGUGCAUGUUUCGACCGAUCAUAAAGACAAUGAUUUUUCAGCGUGUUUGGGUUA
Messenger RNA from Glycine soja, 2281 nucleotides. Its product is annotated as WD repeat-containing protein 43-like. The record is from RefSeq and is a predicted model, not a curated record. NCBI's taxonomy places the organism in Eukaryota, Viridiplantae, Streptophyta, Magnoliopsida, Fabales, Fabaceae. The coding region runs from base 142 to 2010 and encodes 622 amino acids. The transcript has 13 exons. Gene Ontology annotation, molecular function: protein binding.